AUGAAGACACUAGCAUCACUCAAAAGAAAUUCUCAUCUUAUGGGGAUGCUUGAUGAAUUCGACGUUGAAGGUCCUAACGGGAAGCAUAAAUGUCUGGUUCUCGAGCUGCUAGGGCCCUGUAUCCCUGAUGUUAUUGAAUCGCGGUAUUCAGAUGGAAGGCUUCCUGGGCAUCUCGCCAAGGCCAUUGCGGAACAAUCUCUACGCGGUCUAAAAAUACUACAUGAACAAGGCAUUGCCCAUGGGGACCUCCAUGUCCGAAAUUUGGCUGUGGUGCUGCCAUUUCCCGUGGACGACAUGUCAGAAGAGGUUUUUAUUGACAUGCUUGGCAAGCCAAAAGUCGGGCCUGUACAGAAGGUAGGCGGCCAACCUGUUGAACCCGGCAUGCCGCAGCACAUUGUCCAAUCUGCCACAUAUUCAAAGAUACCUCUAAAGUCCUUCAGGGGUAUUAAAAUUGUCGAUUUUGGCCAGUCUUUUCUUCCGGCGUUCGCGCCCCGGACUCUGCGCACCCCGUUGGCAGUUCGUCCACCAGAAGUCUUGUUUAGCGAUCCGCUAGAUUUUCGCGUUGAUUUGUGGAGUAUGGGCUGCAUGCUUUUUGAGCUUUUUGUUGGCCAACCCCCUUUUGAUGGACCGCCCAGCACGCCGGAGGUCUUGGUGGAACAGAUGAGGGAAACGGCAGGUGAUCAGCUACCCGAGCGCUGGAGAGGUUUGAUCAAGGAGGGCUCUGAGACGAACACGGCUGGAUCAUCGCUACAGAGUUGGUUAGAGGAGACGUACUUUGACAAUGAGCGCAAGAGCGACUUGACAAUUGAGGAUAUAAGGGUCCUCGGUGGGCUCAUUGCAAAGCUUUUGUAUUUUGAACCGAGUAGGAGGGCGCCUGCAAGCGAGAUCCUGAGCGACAGUUGGUUUCGUGCAGGUGGCACAUGA
This is a messenger RNA of Metarhizium brunneum ARSEF 3297, 924 nucleotides long. RefSeq lists its product as uncharacterized. The record is from RefSeq and is a predicted model, not a curated record. Lineage: Eukaryota; Fungi; Ascomycota; Sordariomycetes; Hypocreales; Clavicipitaceae. Gene Ontology annotation, molecular function: protein tyrosine kinase activity; ATP binding; protein serine/threonine kinase activity. Gene Ontology annotation, cellular component: cytoplasm. Gene Ontology annotation, biological process: peptidyl-threonine phosphorylation; peptidyl-serine phosphorylation.